AUGACCCCCUUGCAUCAACAUACAAGUGAAUUAGCCGUGGAAUCAUACCUAUAUGUGAGGGUGAUAGCUGAACACGAAAAUAAAUCUGACUCUGAAAGCAUGCCUGAUGGAGCAGCUACCGAUUACUACGUAAUCCUAGAUAUUACAGCUUCAGCAACCCCACAACAGAUUCGUGAUGCAUAUAAACGCGCAGCACUCAAAACCCACCCCGAUCGUGUGCCUAUAGGAUCACCGGAUCGUGCCAAACUUACUCAUAAGUUCCAACUUGUAAAUGAUGCGUAUUACACCCUCUCCGACCCAAAGCGACGCGGUGAUUAUGACUCUGCGCGUCGGUCUCAUGGGUUCAGAGAAAGUACAUCUUCACCUUCUAACCAAGACAAUGACAACGUAGACCACGGCCAAAAUGGAUAUUUUGGUUUUCCUUGGUCCAACUCUAGCUCGAAGUCAAGACCCCAGGAAGAUAAAGCGAAAUCACACAAAGAGCAAUUUGGGGAUGUAUUUGAGGAGAUGCUUAAAGAAGAGGGGUUGGCCGACCAGAAUGGCCGUCCAUCGAGUCGAUUCUGGGGUGUGGUGGGGGGUAUGAGCGGUGCAGCAAUGGGCUUUAUUGUCGCUAAUGUACCUGGUCUCAUCGCUGGCGCCGUUGCUGGAAACCGAUUGGGCGCCGUGAGAGACUUAAAGGGAAAGAGUGUAUUUGACGUCUUUCAAGAGUUGCCUGCUGCCGAUAAAACUAAGCUGUUAACUCAGCUGGCGCUUAAAGUUUUUAGUCACGGUGUAGGCUCAUGCUGA
Molecule: messenger RNA, 786 nt
Organism: Blumeria graminis f. sp. triticale
Lineage: Eukaryota; Fungi; Ascomycota; Leotiomycetes; Helotiales; Erysiphaceae
Source: the annotation of a GenBank genome assembly